AUGUCCCAAUCAGUUAAGAAAAGGACAGGUACUGGAAAGAGGGCCCAAGCGGCCUCUGAGACAGUGGCCGAUAUUCCAGUUAUUGAACACAGCAGCAACGCGAAAAAGAAAAAUCAGGCUACUAAAGAAGUAAAUGCAUUCGAGACACCAGCCGAAAGUGAGCCUGAAUACAAGUAUUGGAUAGCAUUAUCUAUUGUCACUGCCCUUGCAUUCUACGUCAGGUUCGUUAAAUUGGGUACCCCCAACAAAGUUGUCUUUGAUGAAGUUCACUUUGGAAAAUUUGCUUCGUAUUACUUGGAACGCACAUACUUUUUUGAUCUACACCCACCUUUUGCCAAGUUGUUGAUUGCGUUUGUGGGGUGGUUAAUUGGCUACAAUGGUCGUUUCAAGUUUGAUGCUAUUGGAGACUCCUAUAUUGAAAACAAUGUCCCUUACAUCGCAUAUAGAAGUUUGCUGGCUAUCCAAGGAACAGCCGUUGUGCCAAUCAUGUUUUUGACCAUGAAAACAUUGGGAUUUAGUGUCACUGCCUGUUUGUUCUCUGGUAUCAUUGUUUGCUUUGACAAUGCUCAAGUAGUGGAUAGCAGAUUGAUUUUGUUGGAUGCAACCUUAAUAUUAAGUGUUGCAUUGACUAUGUUCAGUUAUUGCAAGUUUUCAACGUUUAGGAAACAGCCAUUUAGUGAAAAAUGGUGGACUUGGCUAUUAGCUACAGGAGUUUCAUUGUCUUGCGUCAUUUCGACCAAGUAUGUUGGGGUUUUCACAUAUUUUACAGUUGGUAUUGCUGUUUGUCAUGAAUUGUGGAUCUUGUUGGACUAUAAAAAGGGAUUAACUUUGCAACAGUUUAGUAAACACUUUUUUGCGAGAUUAUGGGCUUUGAUCAUUAUCCCAUUCAUUAUUUACUUGACCUGGUUCUACAUUCACUUUGCUAUAUUAACAAAGUCUGGUCCAGGAGACAGUUUCAUGUCCUCCGACUUCCAAGAAACGUUGCAAGAAUCUCCAUUAGCCAGACAUUCCAAACAGGUUCAAUAUUAUGACCAAAUAACAAUCAAACACAAGGAAACUGGUGCAUUCUUACACUCACAUGAACAUGUGUAUCCUUUACGUUAUGAAGAUGGAAGAAUCUCGUCAAACAAACAGCAAGUUACCUGUGUUGACAGUGAAAAUGCGUCUGCAGAUCCAAACAACCAGUGGGAGGUUAUUCCUGUAGCUGCGCAAGAUGACGGAAAAGCGGGAAAGGAUGUUUAUACCAACGACGUUGUUAGGUUUAAACAUGUGGGAACUGGCGGUUUUCUUUUGACUCACGAUGUUGCUUCUCCUUUAAAAGCAACAAAUGAAGAGUUCAUUGUGGUUUUUGACGACUAUGCUGAACAGAGGUACAAUGAAACUUUGUUUAGAUUGAAGCUCGAUGUUCCAGGAUCAUCGCCCAAGAAACAAAAUCAAAGAAAGCAAAUAAAGACUUUGGCAACUUCAUUGAGAGUUUUGCACAUGGAUACGGUUGUUGCUAUGUGGACCCACGAUGACGAAUUAUUGCCUGAGUGGGGUUUCAAUCAGCAAGAAGUGAGUGGUAACAAAAACAUAAAGAGCAAAGAGAAUGUUUGGACAUUCGACUCGAUUACCAGUUUGGCGGAGUCUGAUCCUAGGAGUAAAUAUGUGCCAAAGAAGAUCAAAUCAAUUCCAUUUUUGAAGAAAUGGUGGGAAUUGCAAGGCUUAAUGUUCCACCACAACAACCAACUUAGUUCAACGCAUCCAUUUGCAUCACAACCCGACUCAUGGCCACUAGCAUUGAGUGGGGUGUCGUUUUUCAAUGAUAACGAUACUAAGAAGCAAAUCUUCUUUGUAGGAAAUGUGAUUGGUUUCUGGUUGGAAGUUUGCUUGUUGUCGAUUUACGUCGGUAUAAUUUUGGCUGAUCAGUUCACAAUCAGAAGGGAUUACCAUUUGUUGAGUAAAAAGGCCAGAUCAAGACUAUACAACACACUUGGUUUCUUGUUUAUUGGCUGGUGCGCCCAUUACUUUCCAUUCUACUUGAUGAAUCGUCAAAAAUUCUUGCACCACUACUUGCCUGCUCAUUUGAUAGCCGCUUUAUUUGCUGGGGGAUUGGUCGACUUCAUUUGUUCAAACAACUCAACAGAUGCUACCAAUGUUGACCAAAAACGCAAAAAGAUCAAGAUGACAUUUUUGGUCGGUACUGCCUCCAUUGGUAUCAUAUGGUUCUUUUUCUACUUUAGACCAAUUACCUAUGGUGAUGUUUCCUUGACCCCAGCUGAGGUAAGAGCAAGACAGUGGUUAGAUAUCAAGUUGCACUACGCUAAGUAA
Molecule: messenger RNA, 2310 nt
Organism: Lodderomyces margitis
Lineage: Eukaryota; Fungi; Ascomycota; Pichiomycetes; Serinales; Debaryomycetaceae
Gene: PMT4
Product: dolichyl-phosphate-mannose-protein mannosyltransferase
Exons: 1
Coding region: 1-2310 (769 amino acids)
Biological process (GO): protein O-linked glycosylation via mannose
Cellular component (GO): membrane; endoplasmic reticulum
Molecular function (GO): dolichyl-phosphate-mannose-protein mannosyltransferase activity
Source: RefSeq, a predicted model, not a curated record